UAGGAAAUGGCUAAACUAGCUUGAUGUGUUACAUCGUCACAUGUUUAAAGUUUUAAGGAUUAUUACGUGAAAAUCAACAGCAUUAUGAUACGAAUUUCAGAUGAGACGAAUGAAAGCUAAAAUGUUAGACAAUGUGAGGAAAGGAAUGAAGGAACACUGCUCCAGCUGACAGGAAUUUAGAUCAUACGGCAUAUGAUAAGACAAAUUCCGACCAAGUCUGCUAAUCAAAAUGAAAUGGCAAAAUUUCACCAAGAGUGCUCUGCUUGCUUUUUUAUUAUGCAGUGUAAGCUGGACAGAAUCACUUGAAAUUAUUACAGAAAUGCUACCUUCAUUUAUUAGGAUUGGACAAAACAUCACUCUCACUUGUAUAUUUGAAAGUACGAUUCACAUAGAACUUCGGUAUCUUUAUGUAAAGUGGAGUCGAGAAGGACAAGUUGUCAUUACUUUCCACAGUGGCCAUAUUGAAGUGAACAGGACUGGAGCAAAGCUGUUCACUUCAGUUUUGGAGGCGGGGAAUGCAUCCCUGUUUUUACCAGAUGUUGGGAUUGCAGAUGAAGGAGAAUAUCAAUGCUAUGUGUUCGCACCAUCAAGUGACAAGACGGCGUCACUUAAACUCCAAGUGGCAGCUCCUCCUCAGAUUGUUACCUCAGAAGACAUGACAUAUGCCAGCAAUGACCAGAAUUCUGUCUUAAGCUGUGAUGCAAUGAACUUUUAUCCAGCAGAGCUGGACAUAUCCUGGAAGAUGGUGAGUGAGGAGGAGCAGACAGAACGUGGGAGACGUGCUGACAUGUGGAAACAAGGACCUAUACUGACUCCAGCUGGAACAUACAACAUCAAGACUCUUCUUCCUCUGGAAGUGCAGGAAAAGGAUAUCCAAGUUAAAUACAUCUGUAGAAUCAUACAUGAGCGUUCCGAAACGAAUAUGGAGAAAAUCAUUCAUGUACAACAUGUUCAUGUGUUUCCGUUAAAAGCAAUCAGCAUCUUUGGCAUUGUGUUUGGGUCUAUAGUUGCCACUAUCAUCCUUGGGGCAGCUUUCCAUACUUUCUACAAAUUCUGCGGAAAUGUUUCUCCAGAGUUACGUGAGCUUGAUGGUCCAGUGAAGGAUGUAAAACAUGGGGAAGAAGUGAAACUUUCUUGGCAAGUUAAUAGAUAUCGACCUAAGGACAUUGAGUUUGAGAUUUUCAAAGGAAAUCAGAGUCUGUCAUUCGAGAAUAAAUGUGCUGACAAAGACGAAGAAGCUGUGCCCCUGCUGCCCCCAAAAUAUAAAAUAGAAAAGAGCUCUCCUGUUCAAGAAGCCAGCAGACUGUUUAGCUGCAAGAUAGAUGUCUCCUUCACAGCGGAUAUUCUACAAGACAACAAUGAAAUAUUUUUAUGUGAGCUGAACCAUAAGGCACUGAUAAAACCCAUUGAAAAGUCUAUACAACUGAAGGUGAAUGGAGUGCCUCCAGAAAUGGAUAACAUCAUUUCUCCAAGUGCAAUUUUUAUUGGCGAGCCUGUGGUCCUCACCUGCACCGUAAGUGGCUACAAACCUGCUCCUUUGGUUCUUACUUGGUUCAGACAAAGUAAUGGAGAAAAUAACUCAAUUGUGAAUUGGUGUCAGCAAGAUUACUAUUCCAACUAUUCUACCAGCCUAAUGCAGAUGACUCCCAAGUUAAAAAAUGUUGGGAUCGAAGGUGAAAGAAGAGGCAAUUACUCGCAUACUGCAACAGUACUAACUCAUAAUGACUCAUCAUACACGGUCACUUCUAAUGUUACAUUUAUUGCUCAGCCCAUGACAAAGCUUGUGGAGUACAUCUGUAAAAUCUUUCAUCCCCCCACAAAGCAUACAGAGGAGAAGAGGAUUACAAUUACCAACCAAGAUUUGCUGUACCUGUCAUCAAUUUGGCACCAUCCAGUUACAAUGAGUGCACUCCAGCCUGUAAUACUAACCUGCAAAGUUGGCAAUCUGUAUCAGAGAAAUGUAAAUAUCAUGUGGUACAAAAACAGAAAGUUUCUAAAAGCUGAGAAACUGGAAGCCAUUGCGGUGAACCCCAAUUCAUUUGUUCUGGAACUGGAGCUUAUACCUACUUCUGAAGACCAGCUGUCUCAGAUUAGCUGUGUGAUUCAUGAUCCUGAUCAGCAUUUCACGAAGGAGUCCAGAUGCAGACUAUACCUGCAAGCUCCUCCUAAAAUGCAUCCAAUUGAGUGCACCCCUGAACUACCCAUACCUGGGAAUCAAGUGCAGCUGAGUUGCAAGGCCACUGGAUUUUGGCCAAGUGAUAUCACUUACUUGUGGUUAGAGGAAGGUCCUUCAUCUCAGGGAACUGAGUGGAAAAAUACUUGCAGGGAACACCUGGGGCUACCCUAUUGCUCUCCUGUAGGAGAACAGUGCAAAAUUCUUAGUAAGUUAACACCUAGGCCUGAAAUCGACAAGGAAAGUCUAUGUAGUGCAACUUCAGAGCUCAUCAUCGUACCAUGUGAACUGGACAAUUACAAGAAAUACAGAUUUGUAGCUUUUCAGCCGACUACCAACCAGCUGUUCUCCAAGUCAUUUAUCCUCAACUUAAAAGGUUUCCCUGCUAUCUCCAGUAUAGAAUGUUCUUCUCCGGAACCUGUAGAAGGACAGCCUGUAACACUGAGGUGUAGACUCCUUGGAUUUCCAUCCAAUAAGUUAAGUAUCCAGUGGUGUCGUGACUCCGAAGUCCUAACAGAAGGAAUAUCCAACACUAUUCCUAUAACAAACAGUGAUUGUUUGUUUGGAAUGGAAACACAAUUACAUAUCAAUCAACUGCAACCAAGGGAUGCAAAGUGUAAAUACAUUUGCCAUGUAUCUCACGGAACUGACUGGCUGAGCUCCAGGUCCAUUAUCCUGCAGCUUCAAGCCCAUCCAAUAUUGUCAUCAAUCAGGUCUGAGCCAGCUAUACCUGUUCUUGGCCAGCAAAUUAAAAUAUUCUGUGAAAUUGAAGGUCCCAUCACAAAAUAUACAUCAACUUGGUUUAAAAAUGGUUGGGAAUACAAAGGAGCAGUUAUUACAGAGAAAGUGGAAGAGGAAGGCAUAAGUACUAUACGAGGAUGCAUACAGUUCCCAGCCACAGCAGAUAAUCACAUGUCAGAAUUCCGAUAUCAAAUCCAAGAUGAAGAUGGAAAGCACAUUGAGAUGCGAUAUUUUACUCUAUUCAUUCCAGGUAACAAUGCAAAAAUGUGUUAUUAA
Messenger RNA from Protopterus annectens (West African lungfish), 3190 nucleotides. RefSeq lists its product as uncharacterized. The transcript has 11 exons. Bases 230 to 3190 code for a protein of 986 amino acids. The record is from RefSeq and is a predicted model, not a curated record. Lineage: Eukaryota; Metazoa; Chordata; Ceratodontiformes; Protopteridae.